Molecule: messenger RNA, 716 nt
Organism: Periophthalmus magnuspinnatus
Lineage: Eukaryota; Metazoa; Chordata; Actinopteri; Gobiiformes; Gobiidae
Product: ATP-binding cassette sub-family C member 4-like
Exons: 4
Coding region: 319-708 (129 amino acids)
Biological process (GO): transmembrane transport
Cellular component (GO): plasma membrane
Molecular function (GO): ATP hydrolysis activity; ATPase-coupled transmembrane transporter activity; ATP binding
Source: RefSeq, a predicted model, not a curated record
UGUUUCUCAUGAUUCUCGGGGUCGUUUCCGUGGCGGCGUCGGUCAUACCCCUGAUCCUCGUCCCGGUGGCCGUUCUGUUCCUGGUCUUCGUCUACGUCCGGCGUUACUUCCUGUGAACGUCCAGAAACAUCAAGCGGCUCGAAGCUACAACUCGUAGCCCCGUCUUCUCACACCUCUCCUCUUCACGGGCUCUGCACAAUCCGAGCUUUUGGUGCCACGGAGAAGUUCCAGACCAUUUCCGACGCUCAUCAGGACUUACACUCAGAUGACCUCGGUGGAGAGGGUGGUGGAGUACACUGAGCUGGAGAGUGAAGCACCAUGGGAAACAAGACGCCUCCUCCCGAUUGGCCGAGCAAAGGCCUGGUGACCUUUGAUGGCGUCAGUUUCUCCUACAGCGUGAAGGUCCCGUGGUUCUACACAAACUCAAAGCCGCGUUUCCACCUCGGGAGAAGGUGUUUCCUGAAGAGGUCGAGACGUUCCACAGUGGCCUCUAGGGGGCGCUGUAACACAUUCGGGAUCGUGGGGAGGACCGGGGCUGGGAAGAGCGCUCUGGUGUCUGCGCUGUUUCGUCUUUCAGAGCCAAAGGGAAAGAUUUACAUCGACGGAGUCCUGACGUCAGAGCUGCACCACCUGCAACAGAAGACGUCCAUCAUUCCUCAGGACCCGGUUCUGUUCACUGGGACCAUGAGGAAGAACCUGGACCUUUAACCAGCAGA